Messenger RNA from Alligator sinensis (Chinese alligator), 5311 nucleotides. Its product is annotated as poly [ADP-ribose] polymerase 12. NCBI's taxonomy places the organism in Eukaryota, Metazoa, Chordata, Crocodylia, Alligatoridae. The record is from RefSeq and is a predicted model, not a curated record. The transcript is spliced from 13 exons. Gene Ontology annotation, molecular function: NAD+ poly-ADP-ribosyltransferase activity; metal ion binding. Bases 18 to 2078 code for a protein of 686 amino acids.
GGGGGCCGCCCGCCAGCAUGUCGGCCCGCGACGUGUGGCCCUUCCUCACGAAGACCCUGUGCGCCCACGGGGGCAGCCUGGACCUGCGGGAGCUGCCCCAGCACGUGGAGCUGCCCGAGUCGCAGCUGGGCCGGAUCGUGGGGGACGCGGGGCCGGGCCGGUUCCUACUGCAGCAGGCCGGUGGGACCUGCCAGGUGCUGGCCGUGACCCCGCUGCGCCUCUGCGUGCGCAAGGAGUGCAAGGGCUGCGAGCGCCUGCACCUCUGCAAGCUGCACCUCAUGGGCAGGUGCCGCGUGCGGUCAUGUAAGUACAGCCAUGACAUCGCCACAGAAGAGAACCGAAAGGUUCUAAGGACCAAUGAUCUCUCCGGCCUCAAUGAGAAUGAGCUGCGGGUCUUGCUCCUUCAAAAUGAUCCUUUUCUCCUCCCUGAUGUUUGCCCAUUCUAUAACAGAGGCGAAGGGAAUUGCGCUGAACAACAUAAUUGCACCAAACUUCACAUUUGCCGGCACUUUCUCCAUGGACAGUGUAGGUUUCCCAACUGCAAGAGAUCCCACAGCCUUCUGAAUUCAAAAGCACUGACGUUGCUGACACCGGUAGGGGUGAAUGAUAAUGCGGCUCAAAACAUCCAACUGAUCUGUGAUCACAAGCAUGCUACAUUUAGCCAGGAAAUAAGCCAGAGGAAAACUCUCAACAAUACUGAAGAAGCUAGAAAUAAAAGGAAAGUACAUACUGGCAAUAAAGAAAAAAAUGAGUCUACAGAAACUUCCAGUACACCUACCUCUCCAUCAUGUGCCUUUUCAUCGGAAGCAUCAACAUCACAAGCUGCAAAAGCCUUCUCUGCUCGUAAAACUGCUAGGAGCAGUGAUGUGAAUAAAUGUAAUGAGAUUUGCCUGUUCCACAUCUGGAAGUUCUGCAAACAUAAAGAAAAAUGCAGGAUGCUUCAUUACCAUCUGCCUUAUCGAUGGCAGGUAUUUAAUGGAGUAAAUUGGAAUGACCUUGCCAAAAUGGAGGAAAUUGAAAAGGCCUAUUGUGACCCAAAUAAUAGCAGCUUACCACUUCAGAACAUCAAUUUUCAAAAAAUGAUGUAUGCCUUUGCUGAACUUCGUCGCCUUUCUACACCAUCAUCUGUUACAAAACCUCCAAAAUUCAUACUGACGACAAAGUGGAUUUGGUAUUGGAAAAAUGAUCAAGGCCAGUGGAUUGAGUAUGGAAGACAGGAUGGAAACCCCGGAGGUUCCUCACUAACUUCUGAUGAUCUGGAGAAUUUAUUUCUAGCAGAUCCAAAUGAAACUGUAGACUUUCAGACUGGCUCUCAACGGUAUCAAAUCUGUUUUAAAGAAAUGGUCCAGAGAAAUGUCCUUUAUCAAACUCAAAGAGAGGUCCGCAGGCGGCCAAAAUUUGUGUCUUCCGAAGAUGUGGAGAAGAUGAAGAAAGGCCAAGCGGAGACUCCUUUAAAUCCAAACUAUCCCAAAGACUGGGACAAAUCUGCACUGCCUGACACUGGGUACAAGGCUGUGGUGAUCACUAAAGAGUCUUCUGAAUACGCUACAAUUGCGAAGCUGUUUCAACAGACAAUGAAAGGUUAUGUUAUCCAUUGUAUGAAGAGGAUUCAGAACCCAUCCCUUUGGCAAGUCUUUCAGUGGCAAAAGGAGCAGAUGAAGAAGAACAACAGAGGAAAGGAUGUAUACGAGAGGCUCCUGUUCCAUGGAACCAGCAGUUCCUUUCUGGAAUCCAUAUGCACUCAGAAUUUUGACUGGAGAAUCUGCGGAGUCCAUGGAACCAGCUAUGGAAAAGGAAGUUACUUUGCAAGAGAUGCUAGUUAUUCCCACGCUUACAGUCAGUCUCCUACUACCAAAAUGAACAUGAUGUUUGUGGCACGGGUUCUGGUUGGAGAUUUCAUCAGAGGAAAUGCAACCUAUGUUCGUCCCCCAUCAAAAUCUACUAAUACGAUCAACUUAUAUGAUAGUUGUGUGGACAAAGAGUCUGAUCCCUCUAUUUUUGUCAUAUUUGAGAAGCAUCAGAUUUACCCAGAGUAUAUAAUAGAAUAUCACGAAGACAAAAAAUGUACUGUAUCUUAGAUAUAGGAAUGUACUAUGUCUUAGAUAAGGAAAGGAACAGUUUGCAUAUCUCAGCUAAUUGUUGAUAUUGUUAAGGGGGUUUUAUUUGGGUUUAUUUGUUAUACUGAUAAGGGUCUCAUUUUUAACAUUAACACUCUCCAACCAUUUUUGCAAAUAAUUUGGUACUUGAAGGAGGUUUGCAAGAUGAACAUCCUGCUUGUUAGAAGACUAAUCUUUUUCAUCAGGCCAUUAACAUUCAUCUAAUCAGAAAAUGUGAUUACAGGUAACAUGAACUGACAAAGUUAUGGGGACACGGUUGUUGAUUUUUAUGAUUCUUCUUUGGUUAGAAAUAAUUUUAAACAAACUUUAGUAAGUCAAUAUAUAAAGGACUUGGCUUUAGAAAUAACUACAAAUGCGAAGAAAACAACUGACUUUAGUGUAGCUCAUAAGCAAAUUUCUAAGUGUAUAGUUUUUUUAGAUUUGUACCGAUUAUAGUUCUUCAAGUAGGAAACCUUUAUAGAAGGGGCUCUUUAUUGUAGAUCUACAAUUUCUGAUUAUCUCUACUGUUAUUUCUAAGCAGUUUGAAGUACCUACUAUGUAAUGAACAUGGUCUAGAAUUUUCUCUCUUAGUGAUAUUUGUUAAAACAAUAACUUAGAAAAAUUAAGACUUUCCCUUUAAAUUGGUGUAAAGACUAGGUUUUAAAAUGUAGGAAUUUCUUAAACAUGCACCAGCAAUGUCAGUCUAAUGGUUGAUAUAGAAGACAAUCAGAUAAAAUUCUGUUUACCCUUCUGCUGUAGGCUUGUGCAGCUUUAUCUUUAGGUCAGGGUAAGACCAUUAUAGUAGGCAAUCUGGGAAAAGAAAAACGCUGGAAUUUUUUUCUCAGUUGCUAACGACUACAAGCAUAAAAUGAAAGGUAGCGUUGAAUUCAUUUGAAAACCUUGCUUGUAGUAUAUGUUGUUUUCCAUGUGUGGACAUGGGAAUGCUGUAGGACAGAAGUAAAAAGUUGUGUUAUACUGUUUUCUAUCCUACAGGACAAACGUAAAUUCUCGUUGAGCUGGAGAUGUCGCGUGACUUGCACAGAGAGAAUGUUUCUGAUGAUGUUCUCAAUCACUUGUGCAUUAGCAUAUGCUCUGUUGCCUAAACUUUGUUGUGUUUUGUGCGGCCCAUUCUACACUAAGAAAAUUGCCUACUGCUGACAGUGGUAGAGUGAUAAAUGGUUCUGAUCUUUCUUCAGGUAAACCACGUUUAAUGUCAGCAUUUGCAGGAAUGAGCAACUGUUUUAAUGGCAACUGAGCCUGUUUAGUUAACUGAUCUGCAGACUAAGAUGCUUGCAUUUCAGGGCUUCAAUGGAAACGAAGAUCAUAAAUUUCCAUCAACUUCUGUCACUUUUCUAAGUGCUGAUCUUUUCAGUUGAGACGUCAGUGAAUAUUUUUGGUGAGACUGAGAAAAAUCCUCCAGCUAGUGGGAGGGAAACAUAUCUACUAACGUUUUGGAAUGUGACUAAUUGAAGAUAAUCAUACUCUGCCAGAUUUUGGAGGGAAAAAUAGUUUUAUUUUUUCUGAAGUAUAAUUUGUUAAAUUACAUCCUAGGAAGGAGUAUUAGACAAAUUUCAAGUCUGAAGAUACAAACGUAAACUGUUUAGUUUAGCAAGUUCCCACGGGGGGAGGGGGGUGUAAGACUAGCAAAUCAUACUGCAAGAACUGUUCGAAGCAAUUAUACAUUUAAGUGUUUUUUCAAUAUAAUCUUAAAAUCAGAAAUAUUGGAUUUGGUAGUGGCAGUGGAUGGCUUUUUUACAUUCUUUUUCUUUUGUAGUCCAUCAUUGAAUUUCCAAAAUUAUCCUUAAACUUGCUACAGUAAAAAUUAAGUAUAUACUCAAUAUUCUUCUGUUGUUAGACAUGUAGCUUAAUAUGCCAUUAACAUAGUGGGCAAAUGACCAGGGUAUUAUUGGCAUUGUGUCGUGGCUCUUGUUCUUUUGCAUUCUGAAUCAAUGUCUAGCAUCGGCCAACUGCUCAUUAUGAAAGAUCAAGUCAAAUGACAGUUUUUGUACAGAAGUGGUCUGUAACUGAGCUUUGCAAUUACAAAGUGCCUGUAAUAAACUAGAUAUCAAAAAGUGUGGUUGGUUAUAUCAUUUUGUCAAUUAUGUGGAAUCUGAGAUCCUCCCUGCUAUCGGCUAGUUAAAGUAGUAAAAAGAGCAAAAGGUUUGUGGUUCUACUGUUCUAAAUGGGGAGGGGAUGGGUGGGUGCAAAUGUUCUGCCAAUGCUGGUUCAGAAUGUAACUUUCAUUCAGCUUGCACAAAUGAAAUAGCACCAAGAAGACUCCCAAUAAACAUGUAGAAGACAUUAUUUUUGUAAUCAACAUAGUGCAUUUUGUAAAUGGCACAGAUUUAUAAAGUACAAGUUAUGCCUGAUACUCAUUUUGACCAAAAAUACUACUUCAAAAAAUGUUCAAUUCAGGGGCUUAAAGACUUAACCACACUGGUAAAGAAGCCAUUGCAUAGUAAGCCUAUGCUGUGAAUUUACAGCACAAUAGCUGCUCCAUAGUCACUUGCCAUCUGUGUACUCUCAAUGGGCACAUCUACAUGUGCCAUUAGGGGGCAGCACUAAACUGUAGAGCUUAUUGUUCCAUAGUUUAUUGCUCCUGGGAAGCUCCAAGGCACCCGGUUUACACAUGCGCCUGGACUGCAGCACAUUGAGCUGAGUUGCAGCACCCCUGGCAGGCAGGGCUGCUCCUACUAGGCUCAUUGUGCUGCAGAGGGGCUGGCUGGAACCUGAGGGUGCUUCAGUGUGGGGCUAGCCAACAGGCACCCUUGUGCUCCAGCCAGCCAGCUCAGCAGCUACAUAUGCGCUGUUACACAUGAAAACCCUGCAGCAGGAUAGUACUUGUAUUUACAAGUCCUGCCCUGUUGUGGAGUUUUAGCUUCAUGCUCCCUAAUAGGGGUGCACGCGAGGCAUUUACUGUACAGCUAAUUAGUCAGCUGUGCAGUAAACGUCUUAAGAAUGCUUUUGUUUGGACAUGGUUUAUUUCACUUUGCAAUAAAGUGAAAUUUACUUUAUUUUACUAUGCACAUUUACUAUGGAGUAAACUGACUUUGCUCCACAAUAAAAGUGGAGCAGGCACAUGACUCACAGCCUUACCUGUUUAAGCCACUGCAGAGUACAGGCAGUCCUUGACUUACAACGUUUUGCACUUACAAUGUUUAUAAAUUGACACCCUGUUUCAACUUGAUGAUGUCAGUUUCUACUUACAAUGCUUG